UAUCGUUUAAGUCCUCCAACCCAACAUUCUGUCUCGAACUCUCGAUCUCUCUCACGUCUCCCUUCCUUCUUCGUUGACUCUCCGUUUACCGGCCGACUUCUCGCCGUUCGCUCUGUAGUUUUCUGUCGUUAUCCUUCUGUGUCGCGUCGUCGUUCUUCAUCCGCUAUUCUCGCCGUUUCAGGUCUUGUUGUUGCUCUGUAGACAGGCACAAGUGAGGAAAACGUUGGAUUCAAAGUGGGAGAAACAAGAAUCAAUCCAUAACUCAUAAUGGUUGAGCUCCAUGAAAUUUCUGACGAAGCUUCAUCCUCUUCAACAACUCAUUGUCGUGGAUAUGACGUAUUUUUAAGUUUUAGAGGUGUUGACACUCGUCAUAGUUUCACUAAUCACCUUUAUAAUGCCCUCAUGCAUGCCAAUAUCACUACCUUCAUGGAUGAUGAAGAGAUCGAAACAGGGGAAGAUCUGAAACCAGAAUUGGAGAGUGCUAUUAAAGCAUCUAGAGCUUCUGUUAUCGUGUUGUCUACAAAUUAUGCUACUUCAACAUGGUGUCUUGAUGAAUUGGUGUUGAUCCUUGAGCAACGUAAGGCAUCCAGACAUGUUGUUUUCCCCAUCUUUUAUCAUGUUGAGCCCACACAUGUUAGGAAGCAACAAAGUAGCUUUGGAGGUGCAAUGGCUAAGCAUAGACAGAAGAUGGAAGCAGAGACAAACUCAAGUAAAAGAUGUCAAUGGGCUCAAAAGAUAGAGUGUUGGAAUAAAGCGCUUACAGAAGUUGCUGAUUUGAAAGGGAUGGAUGCAAAUGGCAGGCUAGAGGUGGAGCUUAUUGAUGGAAUAGUUAAGGACAUCUUUCGUAGAUUACAUACAUCCUCAAGGUUUCCACUGCCACAGCUUAUUGGGGUGGAAAAUUCUAUUAAAUUCGUCAGUUCAUGGUUGAAAGAUACAUCCUCACAUAAGACAGAUAUACUCACUAUUUUGGGUGUGGGUGGGAUCGGGAAGACGUCUUUAGCCAAAUAUGUCUAUACGUUACAUUCUCAUGAAUUUGACACAAGCAGCUUCAUUGAAGAUAUCAACAGGAGAUGCGAUGAAAAAUCUAAUGGGAUGCUUGAUGUACAAAAGAAACUCUAUGAGGAUAUUUCAAAACCAAGUUCAGUUCAAGUUCAUGAUGUUUCCACAUACACUUCAAUGAUAGAGAAUGCAGUAGCCCGUGAAAAGGUGUUUCUUGUUCUUGAUGACAUUGGUAGUCUCGACCAAUUAGAUGCAUUACUUGGAAGGAAAGGUUUUCAUCCAGGAAGCAAAAUCAUAAUAACUACAAAGGACACGUGGUUGACAGAGAGCUGUGAACUGUUCAAAUUGAAGGGUAAAUCACUCACGCAUGAAAAGCACUUUCUUAAAGGCUUAUUUGAGAUCGAAUCACAAAAACUUUUCUGUUUUCAUGCAUUCAUGUGCAAUGAUCCUAAGGCAGGUUAUGAAGAGGUGUCAGAAAAGCUAGUGAAGUAUUGUGAAGGACAUCCAAUGGCUCUUAAAGUUUUGGGUAGGAAUCUACACAAUCGAGAUGUAACGUAUUGGGAUGGGUACAUAGACAGACUAAAGAAAGAAAAUAAUUCCCCUAUAAAUAAUGUCUUGAGAAUGAGCUUUGAUUCUUUGCCAUCUGAAAAUGAUAAGGAGCUGUUUAAGCAUAUUGCUUGUAUUUUUGUUGGAAUGGAUAUAGAUGUUGCUACAACAAUAUUAGAAGCAUGUGAUAUAGAAACAAGAACUGGAAUUACGAAUCUCAUCGACAGAUGCUUUCUUAGUAUAGGAUGGUAUAACAAAUUGAUAAUGCAUCAAUUGGUUCAAGAGAUGGGAAGAUUUGUGGUACGUGAAGAAUCAUUUCACAAGCCAUGGGAACGAAGUCGAUUAUGGGGUCAUGAGUCAUUUAGAGUGUUGAAACAGAAAAAGGGUACGGAAAAUGUUUUAGGCCUCACCCUUGACAUGAAGAUAAUUAACAAAGAGAAGUUACAUGGAUCACUUGAGUUGAAAACAGACGCAUUGAGCAAAUGUUGAUGGGAUCUUAUUCAAAAGGCAAAAGCUUGCUUGGAUCAUUGAAAAUUCUUAAUUUAAGUUUUUGCGAACAACUUGGUAGCCUUGGUGGGUUUGACCACUUCCCUAAACUUGAGAUGUUGAUACUUAAAGGUUGCAUUGGUUUGCUUGAGGUUUGUGAAUCGAUAGAGCAAUGUGUAAAACUUGUUCUUGUUGAUUUGAGCUACUGCAGCAAGCUUCAAAAACUUCGGCGAAUCAUAGGCAAGUUAAAGAAAGUUGAAACACUAUUGCUAAACGGUUGUUAUCUCGGUGAAUCUCCAAUCAAGAUUAGGGAUAUGGAUUCAACGGAAAUGGUCAAGGGUAAUAACAUCUCCAUAAACACAAUAACCUCUUUGUCUGUCGUUCCAGAGGCUGUACCAAUUUCUUCAAAGUUCUUUGGGAUUUCGUUACCGAGAUCUUUAGUAACCUUGUCACUUGUGAAUAAUAAUUUGUCCAUCGAAUCCUUUCCCGUUGACUUCAGUUGCCUAACCAUGUUAAAGUAUUUAUGUUUAGAUGAAAAUCCUAUCGUUUCCAUUCCCACUUGUGUGAGAAGCCUUCAUAGGCUUGAGACACUUAGUAUGAUAAAUUGUAAUAUGCUAAUGACAGACGAGCCUGCUCCACAUACACUCACAUAUUUGAACCUGUAUUCUGAUAAGCCUUUGCUACAAAAAGUUGUGUUUGAUCCACAAAUGUUCCCACGCAAGUUGCUUAUAAAUUGGACUACAUUAGCACCUUCGUCGUUUGAAUUUGAAGGCUUGGUCAAAAUCCAACCAAUGGUAGGUGUUGAGGAAAAGGUAUUACGCAGUUUGGGAUGGAGUAAGAUAGACUUUCUUAAGGAAAAGCUCAUGGGAACUACAUUAUAUGCUAGAGAAAGAAAGGAAUCUGAAAUCCAGAUGUAUUAUGAAUUUGGAAUAUUCAGCACAAUUUGUGGUGGUGAAGAGAUGCCGAAUUGGAUUACGGAUAGAAGCAAGGGGCCAUCAAUAUCAUUUACCAUCCCAUCAUCUCCUAACAAGCUUAGAGGAUUGAAUUUCUGUUGUGUAGUUGCAUCUCCAUUUUUGAAUGAGAGACAACAACGUGACUCUGAAUAUCUGCUUGAUUUGCAAAUUUUCCUUUGUUUGCCAGUGAUCAUAGUUAGAAAUAUAACAAAGAACCUUAUCUGGAUAUACGACCACUACCUUCCAAAUCUCUAUCCUAGUAGAAGUUAUUUGACGUACUUAAGUCAUUGGAUGUUUGGGAUGAAUGAGAUGGAAUGUGGUGACCAAGUUACUAUUACCUUGAGGACGUUUCCAUAUUAUUAUAUUGAUUAUUUAGGUAUAAAGGAGUGUGGGGUGAGUUUUGUGUAUGAUGAUGGAGAAGAAGAAGAAGAAGAUGUGUUGGGUUAUUACAAGUCAUGGAAUCACAUCAUUGGUGGAGAUCUCACUAGUUUUCAGUCAACAACCGGAGAAUACAUCCUAAGCAAAAGGCGAAUUCUGCUGUUUCCCCUUGAUAUUGAUCAACUAGGUUAUGGUCAACUGUGUGGAGAAAGCGCCCGCUUUAAAGAGAAAUUGAAGUUUAGAGCUUUAUCUCAAAGGAAGUCCGGCAAUACUGGAGGUGGCACUCAAGGCUAAGCUUUGUCACUCAACAAACUUAAACUUGUGACUUUUGCUCCUCUCCACAGGAUUUAAGGGGCAGUUAAAAAAGUGACUUAUAUCUUAAAGUGAAGUCAAAUAACACCAAACAGAGGACUCCAUGUGGACUGUUCUAUGUUUGGUGUUAUUUAUUUUUUAUUUUUUUUUCAGAUAAAUCCCUCGAGGAUGAAAUUUCAAAUACCCUUCUCCUGUUUAUUCAUAUAAAUCCUAUGCUUGGGUGAAUGUAGAGUUCAUGUUAGGGAAGUGUCUUCUUGGUAUUUUUGAAGAAAGCCGACAAUGAUUUAUUUUUAUAAUUUUAUGAGGAUUGAAACAAGUGAUUUUUUUUUUAUAAAAAGAACACGAAAAACAUUGUAAUAUUUGACAUGUGAAGAAGUAGAACAAUAAUGCUGUAAUGAUUUAAAUGUAUCGAGUUAA
Messenger RNA from Lactuca virosa, 4091 nucleotides. The record is from the annotation of a GenBank genome assembly. Lineage: Eukaryota; Viridiplantae; Streptophyta; Magnoliopsida; Asterales; Asteraceae.